UGUGCGUCUCUCCCUCCAGGGUGUUCGGUCACAUCAGCUAUCGGUCAGACUGGGAGCUGGUCAAGGUGGACUUCAGACAGUCAUUCCCCAGACAGUGUACAGAGGGAGACUACGACUCCUGGAAACUCACAGAUCUGCAGGGAGAGAAGUGCAUCAUGGGUCAGGAGAGGAGUUUCAGGAAGAGGAAGGACACUGCGUUCUGUAUCAAGGGGAGGAGCUACACCUCUGCCCUGACUACCAAGCCCUGCCAGUGCUCCGAGAAAGACUUCAACUGUGACUAUGGGUUUGAACGUGCCCAGAGCCUCAAAACAGAGGGAGAUAGAUGCUUCGCUGGCUUCUGGCACGACCCAGACUCACCGCCUGACGACUGUCACCAGGGACACAACUUUGAGUCCAGUACUGGGUACAGGAAGGUUGUGUCCAACUUGUGUGAGGGGGGAGUGAACAAGCAGCAGAGCGCCAAGCAGCACACCUGUCCUCUGCUGCCGCCCAGAGGCCUCCAGCUAGGCAUCAAAGGACAGAUGCUGGCUGUGGCGCCUGGUGAUGACAUCACCUUCAUCGUCCACCAGGAGCAGGGUGACACCAGCAGCACUAAGUACCAGGUGGAUCUGGGGGACGGGAUGAGGGCCAUCUACCAGAACCUGACGGUGACAGACGAACCCAUCCAGCACCGCUACAAACAGCAGGGAGUCUACCGUGUCACCGUCAAGGCCGAGAACGUUGCCGGACACGACCAGGCCACCAUAUAUAUCCAGGUCACAGCCCCUCUACAGGAAGUUCACCUAGAAGUAGUUCCCAUCGCCGGGAUUAACCAGGAAGUCAACCUGACAGCUGUGGUGCUUCCCUUUGAGGCCAACUUGACUGUCUUCUACUGGUGGAUAGGAGACAACCUACAGCCCAAGAUGUCCCUGGGGAACAGUCUGAUAACGAGGUUCCCUGAGGAAGGAGAGGUGUCUGUCACCGUCCAGGCCUCUAACGGACGCUCCAUGGUGCAGGACACCAAGAACGUUCACGUCUACGACCGUUUCCAGGUAAUCCCCCUGGCCUUCAGCAGUAACCUGGACCGCCUCAACCCGAACAUUCCAGAGUGGAGGGAGGACGUGGGUCAGGUGGUCACCAAGAUAUUGGCAAAGAUCACAGGUAUCCCCCAGGAGUCCCUGGUAACCAUGGUGAAGCGGGGCCUGCCCACCACAGCUGACCUGUACGUUCUCCCACCAGAGAGCCAGCGUGCUAAGAGGAGCGUGUUUGUGGAUAAGCGUAUCCCUGCCAUCAAGCAGGCCUUCAGCGACAACAACGUUAGCUUCAUCGUACGAGGAGGUCUACAGGUGUUGGUGACGCUAGCUGACCCUAACGCAGGUUCUCAGGGUGGAGUGGCAGGUCCUGGAGUCUGGGCUCUGGCUGUCAUCUUCCUCAUCAGCCUCCUCGCUACCGGAUCCUUCAUCCUCUACAAGUUCAAGAGAAAGCUGCCCGGCCGGAACGUGUACGCCCAGAUGCACAACGAGAAGGAGCAGGAGAUGACCAGCCCUGUCAAUCACAGUGAGGACACGCAGCACAUCAUCCAGGGGGAGGAGUUUAUCGACGACGACCUGGACUCGCAGACUCUAGGUAACGCAGAAGGUAACCACUCGGGCGUGGUCCUGAGCAUCAACUCCAGAGAGCUGCACAGUUACCUGACCAGCUGAUGGCUGAACACGGACACGCUAACCAGCUAGCCAUGCUAACGAGCAUAGGGAACUCUACUCUGCCUUCCUCCUCUGUCUCUCUGUCUGACCAACCAAUCCACCGCUCCCCGUACAGAGGAAGAGAGAAAGCACCACAGUACUACAGUCUAGCAUUAGUCCCUCUCUCUCCUCUCCUCUCUGAUUCCUCUCCCCCUCUCCACGGCCCCUUGCUCCCUCGUUUCCGUCUCUCGCUCAGAGGGACACUUAUCCUCCGUUCUGCUCGUCCCUCUAUCCCGUCCUCCACUGUGUUACUGUAACAUCGGGGGUGUGGGCCAACUCUGCUUUUUACCCAGUGUCCUUUGCACCCAGUGUCCUUUGCACCAGUGUCCUUUGCACCCAGUGUCCUUGUGUCCUUAUACCCAGUGUCAUGACUGCUCUGUGUGUUCUCAUUGGCUAAACCCCUCAGAGACUGAUUGGACGCCACCCAGUGAGAAAAGAGAAAUCCGGUGACAUCACAGAGAACGCCCCGCCUACUGGCCUGCUAUUUAGAACGCUCGGGACUGUAAGACUCGUCUUUCACUGACUCUCACCAGGUAGUUUCCAGAUACGCUAUACAGUCCAUUUGGAAAGUAUUCAGACUCCUUGACUUUUUCACAAUGUUGUUACGUUGCAGCCUUAUUCUAAAAUGGAUUGAAUAGUGUUUUUCCCUCAUCAAUCUACACACAAUACCCCAUAAUGACAUCACAAUAUCCCAUAAUGACAUCACAAUAUCCCAUAAUGACAUUACAAUACCCCAUAAUGACAAAGCAAAAACAGGUUGUCAUUUUUUUUCAGACCCUUUACUCAGUACUUUGUUGAAGCACCUUUGGCAGCGAUUACAACCUCAAGUCUUCUUUGGUAUGACGGUACAAGCUUGGCACAGCUGUAUUUGAGGAAUUUCUCCCAUUGUUCCCUGCAUAUCCUCUCAAGCUCUGUCAGGUUGGAUUGGGAACGCCGCUGCACAGCUAUUCAGCUCUCUCCAGAGAUGUUCGAUUGGGUUCAAAUCCGAGCUCUGGCUGGGCCACUCAAGGACAUUCAGAGACUUGUCCCGAAGCCACUCCAGCGUUGUCUUGGCUGUGUGCUUAGGGUCAUUUUCCUGUUGGAAGGUGAACCUUCGCCCCAGUCUGAGGUCCUGAGUGCUCUGGAGCAGGUUUUCAUCAAGGAUCUCUCUGUACUUUGCUCCGUUGAUUUUUCCUUCAAUCCUGACUAGUCUCCACGUCCCCACAGCACGAUGCUGCCACCACCAUGCGUCACUUUAAAGAUGGUACCAGGUUUCCUCCAGAUGUGACACUUGGCAUUCAGGCCAAAGAGUUCAAUCUUGGAUUCAUCAAACCAGAGAAUCUUGUUUCUCAUGGUCUGAGAGUCCUUUAGGUGCCAUAUACUGAGGAGUGGCUUUACCAUAAAGGCCUGAUUAGGGGAGUCCUGCAGAGAUGGUUGUCCUGGAAGGUUCUCCUAUCUCCACAGAGGAACUCUGGAGCACUGUCAAAGUGACCAUUAGGUUCUUGGUCACCUCCCUGACCAAGGACCUUCUCCCCCGAUUGCUCAGUUUGGCCGGGCGGCCAGCUCUAGGAAGAGUCUCUGUGGUUCCAAACUUCUUCUAUUUAAGAAUGAGGCCACUGUGUUCUUGGGGACCUUCAAUGUUUUGGUACCCCUCCCCAGAUCUGUGCCUCGACACAAUCCUGUCUCGGAGCUCUAUGGACAAUUCCUUCGACCUCAUGGCAUUGUUUUUGCUCUGACAUGCACUGUCAACUGUGGGACCUUAUAUAGACAGGUGUGUGCCUUUCCAAAUCAUGUCCAAUCAAUUGAAUUUACCACAGGUGGACUACAAUAAAGUUGUAGAAACAUCUCAAGGAUGAUCAAUGUAAACAGGAUGCACCUGAGCUCAAUUUUGAGUCACAUAGCAAAGGCUCUGAAUACUUAUGUAAAAAAGGUAUUUUUGUUUUUUAUUUGAAUACAUUUGCAAACAUUUCUAAAAUACUGUUUUCAUUUUGUCUUAAUGGGGUAUUGUGUGUAGAUUGACGAGGAAAAAAAUGCAUUUAAUCAAUUUUAGAAUAAGGCUGUAAGGUAACAAAAUGUGGGAAAAGUCAAGGGGUCUGAAUACUUUCCAAAUGCACUGUAUAUACAAAAGUAUGUGGACACCCCAUCAAAUUAGUAGAUUUGGCUAUUUCAGCCACACCCGUUGCUGACAGGUGUAUAAAAUUGAGCACACAGUCAUACCAUCUCCAUAGACAAACAUUGGCAGUAGAAUUGCAUUACUGAAGAGCUCAGUGACUUUCAAUGUUGGAUGCCACCUUUCCAACAAGUCAGUUUGUCAAAUUUCUGCCCUGCUAGAGCUUCCCCGGUCAACUGUAAAUUAUUUUACUGUGAAGUGGAAAUGUCUAGGAGCAACAAUGGUUCAGCCACGAAGUGGUAGACCACACAACCUCACAGAACGGGACCGCCUAGUGCAUUUCCGUGCUUCAAACUUUGUGGCAACAGUUUGGGGGAAGCCCUUUCCUGUUUCAGCAUGACAAUGUCCCCGUGUACGAAGUGAAGUCUAUACAGAAAUGGUUUGUCGAGAUCGGUAUGGAAGAACUUGACUGGCCUGCACAGAGGCCUGACCUCAACCCUAUCGAACACCUUUGGGAUGAAUUGGAUCGCCGACUGCGAGCCAGGCCUAAUCGCGCAACAUCAGUGCCCGACCUCACUAAUGCUCUUGUGGUUGAAUGGAAGCAAGUCCCCGCAGCAAUGUUCCAACAUCUAGUGGAAAGCCUUCCCAGAAGGGUGGAGGCUGUUAUAGCAGCAAAGGGGGGACCAACUCCAUAUUAAUGCACAUGAUUUUCGAAUGAGAUCUUCGAUGACCAUAUGUCCACAUACUUUUGGUAACGUAAUGUAUCCUAGUUCACUAGUAGUAGGAGGAUAGUGGGGUGCGUACACAGUAUCAGCAAAACAGAACCACGCAAUGACCGGGCCAUAGCCGUGAGAAGUACAGUUUGGUAAAAAUAAUUCUCACACACAUUCUGGAUGGGCAUAGUUUAGCAGUGGAGAAAAGAGAGGUCGAGUUGUUGACACCUCCAUUACUACCAAAUGAAGAGAAGUCAUGUUUUUAGGAGAAGCAAUUUAUAAUUGGCUCUUUCUCUCUCACACUUCAAAUGCAAUAAUACUCUUAUUCGGGAAAGAAUGAGAUUGAGCGCCCACUUUAAAUCUGCAGGGAAGUUAUAUGAAGGAUAGGACGUGGAGCGGGAGCAGUCUGAACUGAGGCACGGUUGCCUUUGUGAGAAGAACGCAACUACACAUUUAGGCACUAGGGGGUGGUGUUGCUCUGUUUAUAAAUCCCAGAUACAAGUACUUGAGUUGAGCUAAAAUGAAGCAUGUGGGAAGAUCCUCUUUCAUUCACCAUUAUUUACAUGCAAUCCUUGUUCAUAUGUUUUCCUUUCAUCAUACAACAAUGUAUAAGAAUGGUCUUUAAUAAUUAAUAUUUUAAUCAUUAUUUUAAAAGAUGAAGUAUUUGUAUACUUUGUUUUAUGUUUAUGGUACUUGAUGAGCAGGUGAGGUUAAACGAGUGACACUUAGAAUGGUGUGUGGUUGUGUGAUAUUUCAGCACAUUUCCAGCAUGUCACCUCCCCCGGUUAGAAAGCCAUUGUUUGCCCCACGGUGCCUAAAAAGAAGUGGCUCUCCUCUGCUCAUUUAACAUGAACUACAACUCCAGCCAAACCUCUCAUCAAAACGACAAAAUCCCACAUUUCCUGUGCAUUUCCUCUGUUUAUUUACUAAUAACAGUUUGACCCCGACCCCAAGAUAGCCCCCUGGGUCAGAGGUCAACGUGAGUUCAUUUCCCCAGAGACAAAGUCGUCGUCAUGGAGAUGGCGUGGCUGUCAUUAUUGAGCCUAUGUUAGGCAGAGUUAGUGGUGGUAUUUCUCCCCAUUAGAAUUUGUCUUGUGUACAUAGAUUUGUAUAUAUGAACAACCUCUCACUGUAUAUAGUCCUUCACGUGAGUGUGAGUAUUUUACACCGAUACCAAAACAUACCCAGUUGUUUUUUUGGAGGUCUCCUCCACUGUUUCCUCUCAUAACAGUACAGUGAGAGUUUCUCAAUACCAUAGCUUGCUUCUCAUGUAUCAGUUUGUGAUAUUUCAGUGUAUAGCUAAGUGUCAUAGACUUUUAGAUAGGCUACUUUCUGUUGCAUCCAUUGUUUAACUGGAUCUCUAAUUAUCAAAUCUAUAACAUUGGUAAGUGACUUUCCUUCCCUUCUCAAAAUAUCCCAAGAUGUUUCAUUUGCACUAAGGACGUAGUCAUGAAGAGUACAGUCUAGAGUGAAGUGGACCAUCUUCACACAUUGGGCCAUACAGACUUGCUAGGGAUGUUUUGAAUGAGACACCAGUCUACAGACCAGUGCUCAUAGUCAAUCUCUAGCUUUCCAGUGAGUGAGUUACAUCCCUGAUGGUAGGCCUGAUACAUCCAGACACACACUGGCCUGCCUGUUCUUCAUGUUCUGUUGUACAUAUAUAUGCUUAUAUUUGGCUUCUUCUUAGUUUUCUAGCCAUGUCUCGUCUGUUAUUAUGUCCACCCCUUGUUGAAGGGGGUGGGGGGUCAAGAGAAUCCAAUAUAUUUGUGAAGGAGAUUCACUGUUGAUGACUAAGACCAUGUGAAGUUGACCUCACAGUUUUAUUCAUGUUUUUUUGGUUUGUUUGAAUUUUGGUAAAUAAAUGAAAAAUGCUAUGAAAUCCUCAACAGAAAGCGUAGUGCACUUAACCUGCAUUCUGGAAUAAAUCACUCCCCCUAAAUAUA
Messenger RNA from Salvelinus fontinalis (brook trout), 6466 nucleotides. Its product is annotated as VPS10 domain-containing receptor SorCS2-like. The record is from RefSeq and is a predicted model, not a curated record. The coding region runs from base 156 to 1682 and encodes 508 amino acids. NCBI's taxonomy places the organism in Eukaryota, Metazoa, Chordata, Actinopteri, Salmoniformes, Salmonidae. The transcript is spliced from 12 exons.